AUGAUCAUCUUUACCCCUGGUAGGCGAAAACCAAGAGUACAUCGGCCUCGUUCUCCAAUAUUGGAAGAAAAGGACAUCCCACCCCUUGAAUUCCCCAAGUCCUCUGAGGAUUUAAUGGUGCCUAAUGAGCAUAUAAUGAACGUUAUUGCCAUUUAUGAGGUACUGCGGAACUUUGGCACUGUAUUAAGGUUAUCUCCUUUUCGCUUUGAGGACUUCUGCGCAGCUUUAGUGAGUCAAGAGCAGUGUACACUUAUGGCGGAGAUGCACGUUGUGCUUUUGAAAGCAGUUUUGCGUGAAGAAGACACUUCCAAUACUACCUUUGGACCUGCUGAUCUGAAAGAUAGCGUUAAUUCCACGCUCUAUUUCAUAGAUGGAAUGACGUGGCCGGAGGUGCUGCGGGUGUACUGUGAGAGUGAUAAGGAGUACCAUCAUGUGCUUCCUUACCAAGAAGCAGAGGACUAUCCUUAUGGACCAGUAGAGAACAAAAUCAAAGUUCUGCAGUUCUUAGUUGAUCAGUUUCUUACCACAAAUAUUGCUCGUGAGGAAUUGAUGUCUGAAGGGGUGAUUCAGUAUGAUGACCAUUGUAGGGUUUGUCACAAACUUGGGGAUUUGCUUUGCUGUGAGACAUGUUCAGCAGUAUACCAUUUGGAAUGUGUGAAACCACCUCUUGAGGAGGUGCCAGAGGAUGAAUGGCAGUGUGAAGUCUGUGUAGCACAUAAGGUGCCUGGAGUGACUGACUGUGUUGCUGAAAUCCAAAAAAACAAACCAUAUAUUCGACAUGAACCUAUUGGAUAUGACAGAAGUCGGAGGAAAUACUGGUUCUUAAACCGAAGACUCAUAAUAGAAGAAGAUACAGAAAAUGAAAAUGAAAAGAAAAUUUGGUACUACAGUACAAAGGUCCAGCUUGCAGAAUUAAUUGACUGUCUAGACAAAGAUUACUGGGAAGCAGAACUCUGCAAAAUUCUGGAAGAAAUGCGUGAAGAAAUUCACCGGCACAUGGACAUAACUGAAGACUUGACCAAUAAGGCUAGGGGUAGUAAUAAAUCCUUUCUGGCGGCAGCUAAUGAAGAAAUUUUAGAAUCCAUAAGAGCAAAAAAGGGAGAGAUUGAUAUUGUUAAAAACCCAGAAGAAGUAGAAAAGGACAACAGUGAGACUGAGAAUAACUCCAAAGAUACUGAGAAAAGUAGAGAGGAGUUCGAAGACCAGUCUCUUGAGAAAGACAAUGACAGCAAGACACCAGAUGAUGAUCCUGAGCAAGGAAAAUCUGAGGAGCCAACAGAAGUUGGGGAUAAAGGUAACUCUGAGUCAGCAAAUCUUGGCGACAACACAACAAAUGCUUCUUCAGAAGAGACUAGUCCCUCUGAAGGGAAGAGUCCCGUGGGGUGUCUCUCAGAAACCCAUGAUAGCAGCAACAUGGCAGAGAAGAAGGUGGCAUCUGAGCUCCCCCAGGAUGUGCCAGAAGAACCUAACAAGACAUGUGACAGCAGUAACACUAGUGCUACCACUACCUCCAUCCAGCCUAAUCUGGAAAACAGUAACAGCAGCAGUGAAUUAAGUUCUUCCCAGAGUGAUUCUGCUAAGGCAGCUGAUGAUCCUGACAAUGGAGAAAGAGAGUCUCCCACACCUGUCUCUAUGCAAGAAGAGAUAGGUGAUUUCAAAUCAGAAAAGUCUAAUGGGGAAAUAAGUGAGUCUCCUGGAGGUGGACGAGGAGCAUCCGGUUCAACUCGAAUUAUCACGAGAUUACGGAAUCCAGACAGCAAGCUUAGUCAGCUGAAGAGCCAACAGGUGGCAGCUGCAGCUCAUGAAGCAAAUAAGUUAUUUAAGGAGGGCAAAGAGGUACUGGUAGUUAACUCUCAAGGAGAAAUUUCACGUUUGAGCACCAAAAAGGAAGUGGUCAUGAAAGGAAAUAUCAACAAUUACUUUAAGUUGGGUCAAGAAGGGAAAUAUCGUGUCUACCACAAUCAAUACUCCACCAAUUCAUUUGCAUUGAAUAAGCACCAGCACAGAGAAGACCAUGAUAAGAGAAGACAUCUUGCACACAAAUUCUGUCUGACUCCAGCAGGAGAGUUCAAAUGGAAUGGUUCUGUCCAUGGAUCCAAAGUUCUUACAAUAUCUACUCUGAGACUGACCAUCACCCAACUGGAAAACAAUAUCCCUUCAUCUUUUCUUCAUCCCAAUUGGGCUUCACACAGGGCAAAUUGGAUCAAGGCAGUUCAGAUGUGUAGCAAACCCAGAGAAUUUGCUCUGGCUUUAGCUAUUUUGGAGUGUGCAGUUAAACCAGUUGUGAUGCUACCAAUAUGGCGGGAAUCUUUAGGACACACCAGGUUACACAGGAUGACAUCAAUUGAAAGAGAAGAAAAAGAGAAAGUCAAAAAAAAGGAGAAGAAACAAGAAGAGGAAGAAACGAUGCAACAAGCUACGUGGGUGAAAUAUACAUUUCCAGUUAAACAUCAGGUUUGGAAACAAAAAGGAGAGGAAUACAGAGUAACAGGAUAUGGUGGUUGGAGCUGGAUUAGUAAAACUCACGUCUAUAGGUUUGUUCCUAAAUUGCCAGGCAAUACUAAUGUGAAUUACAGAAAGUCAUUUGAAGGAACCAAAAAUAAUAUGGAUGAAAAUAUGGAUGAAUCAGAUAGAAGAAAAAGCUCACGAAGUCCAAAAAAAAUAAAAACAGAGCCUGAUUCUGAGAAAGACGAGGUAAAAGAUUCAGGUGCAGCAAGAGGAGCAGACCAAAGUGAAAUGGACAUUUCAAAGAUUACUGAGAAGGACCAAGAUAUAAAAGAAGACUUAGAUUCUGACAAUGAUAGAUCCUUUAAGGAAGAGCCAAUGGAAAUAGAUGAUGAUGUGAAAACAGAGUCACAUAUAAACUGUCAGGAAAGUUCUCAAGUAGAUGUGGUCAAUGUCAGUGAGGGUUUUCAUCUAAGGACUAGUUAUAAAAAGAAAAUUAAGUCAUCCAAACUAGAUGGACUUCUUGAAAGGAGAAUUAAACAGUUUACACUGGAAGAAAAACAGCGACUUGAAAAAAUGAAGUUGGAGGGUGGAAUUAAGGGUGCAGGAAAGACCUCUACAAGUUCUUUGAAAAGUUUGUCUGAGUCACCAGUAAUAACAAAAGCAAAAGAAGGGUGUCAAAGAGGCGUGCUUAGACAAGAACAAAAUUCUAAUGCAAGUAAUGAUAAAUCUGAAGACUUUAUUCAGGAAUGCUCAGAAAGUGAUUCCUCAAUUCUGGGAAUUAGUGAUACUGAUCAUACCACAAGUAAACUUUAUCCAAAAGAUCAAAUAUUAGAGGACGUCUCCAUUCAGAGCCCAGAGACAGACUGUCAGAAACAAAAUUCUGUUGGAAAUGACAUAGAUGAGAGGCUCUCUGAACCAAGCAGUAAAGGCUUGGAACCCAGUAAGAUUAAAACAAAAGGAAGUGAUUUUCUCAUUGAUGACUUUAAAUUAGCCAGUACAGAUGAAAUUGGUCCUUUGACUUCUAAAAACAAAAAACCACUCACACAGCAGAAUAACAACACCAUUGUUUCUCCUUCCCAGAGCCCUUUAUUUCCAUCAGUAUCUAAAAGUACUGACAGAGAUAUCUCAUCUCUGUCAAAAGCAAUGGACUUUGAAGGAAAAUUGGGAUGUCACUUUGAAUAUAACAGCACUUUGGAAAAUAGUUCUGAUACUAUAUCUAUUCAAGACAGUGAAGAAGAUAUGAUUGUUCAGAAUAGCAAUGACAGUGUUUCUGAGCAGUUUAUAACUCAAGAACAAGGUAUUGAAGGCAUGGAACCAUUGAAAUGUGAGUUUGUUUCAGAUAAGUCCACUGGAAAAUGUGAUGACAGGCUUCAGGGUAAGAUAAUGGAAACAAAUGGUAAAAAAACAAGUCAAGAACAAAAAUUAGAGGAGAGACCAGUUAAUAAAUGUAUUGAUCAAAUAAAUCUAAAAAGUAGCACUGACAAAAAGAAUAAUGAAAAUCGAGAGUCUGAAAAGAAAGGACAGAAAGCAAGUACCUUUCAAAUAAAUGGAAAAGAUAAUAAACCUAAAGUAUAUUUGAAAGGUGAAUGCUUGAAAGAAAUCUCUGAGAGUAAAGUAGUAAGUGGUGACGUUGAACCAAAGGUUAAUAAUAUAAAUAAAGUAAUUCCUGAAAAUGAUAUUAAAUCUUUGACUGUUAAAGAAUCUAUAAAACCAUUCAUGAAUGGUGAUGUCAUCAUGGAAGAUUUUAAUGAAAAAAACAACUUGGAAACAAAAUCAUGUUCACUGAGAUCUUCAGAUUCUGAACGUGACUACCAAGAUGGCCUAGAGACCCUGCCCUUAACCAGAGAGAGUGAGAGAGCACAAACUACCACACCACCCCCAGAAAGCAGUGCAGUGAAUCAGGUGGAAGAUAUGGAAAUUGAAACCUCAGAAGUUAAGAAAGUUUCUCCAUCACCUAUUACUUCUGGAGAGGAAUCUAAUCUCAGUAAUGAUUUUAUUGAUGAAAAUGGUCUGCCCACCAACAAAGAUGAAAAUGUCAAUGGAGACUUGAAAAGAAAAACAGUCAUCACAGAAGUCACCACCAUGACAUCCACAGUGGCCACAGAGUCAAAAACUGUAAUCAAAGUCGCAAAAGGUGAUAAGCAAACUUUGGUCUCUUCCACAGAAAAUUGUGCCAAAUCUACUGUCACAACCACGACUACAACAGUAACAAAGCUUUCCACACCUUCCCCAGGCAGCAGUGUGGACAUCAUCUCUGUGAAGGAGCAGAGCAAAACGGUGGUCACCACAACAGUGACCGACUCACUGACCACUGCAGGAGGCACUCUGGUAACAUCUAUGACUGUGAGCAAAGAAUAUUCCACAAGAGACAAAGUGAAACUCAUGAAAUUUUCAAGACCCAAGAAGACUCGUUCAGGUACAGCUCUACCAUCCUAUAGAAAGUUUCUCACCAAGAGCAGCAAGAAGAGCAUAUUUGUUUUGCCUAAUGAUGACUUAAAAAAGUUGGCCAGAAAAGGAGGAAUCCGAGAAGUCCCUUAUUUUAAUUAUAAUGCUAAACCUGCCUUGGAUAUAUGGCCGUAUCCUUCUCCUAGACCAACCUUUGGUAUCACGUGGAGGUAUAGACUCCAGACUGUAAAGUCCUUAGCUGGAGUGAGCCUCAUGUUACGCUUACUGUGGGCAAGUCUGAGAUGGGAUGACAUGGCAGCCAAGGCUCCUCCAGGAGGAGGGACCACACGCACAGAAACAUCCGAAACUGAAAUCACAACAACAGAAAUAAUUAAGAGACGAGAUGUUGGUCCUUAUGGCAUUCGGUCUGAAUACUGUAUCAGGAAAAUAAUUUGUCCCAUCGGAGUUCCGGAAGCACCAAAAGAAACACCUACACCUCAGAGGAAAGGCCUUCGAUCAAGUGCAUUACGGCCGAAGAGACCAGAAACGCCCAAGCAAACUGGCCCUGUUAUUAUUGAAACUUGGGUAGCAGAGGAAGAGCUGGAAUUAUGGGAGAUCAGGGCGUUUGCUGAGAGAGUGGAGAAAGAAAAGGCACAAGCAGUUGAGCAACAAGCUAAGAAACGGUUGGAACAGCAGAAGCCUACAGUAAUUUCAGCUUCCACAACUUCCCCAACAAACAAUACGACUAGUACCAUCUCUCCAGCACAGAAAGUUAUGGUGGCCCCUUUAAGUGGUUCAGUUACAACUGGAACUAAAAUGGUACUAACCACUAAAGUUGGAUCUCCAGCUACAGUAACAUUCCAGCAGAACAAGAACUUCCAUCAGACCUUUGCUACAUGGGUUAAGCAAGGCCAGUCAAAUUCAGGCGUUGUUCAAGUACAGCAAAAAGUCCUGGGUAUCAUUCCAUCAAGUACAGGUACAAGUCAGCAAACCUUUACUUCAUUCCAGCCCAGGACAGCAACAGUCACAAUUAGGCCCAAUACCACAGCCUCUGGAGGAACCACAAGCACUUCACAAGUAAUCACAGGGCCUCAGAUCCGCCCUGGUAUGACGGUGAUUAGAACACCACUCCAACAGUCAACACUAGGAAAGACAAUUAUUCGAACACCUGUGGUGGUACAGCCAGGUACUCCUCAACAAGUGGUGACUCAGAUCAUCAGAGGGCAGCCUGUUUCCACUGCAAUCUCUGCCCCUAAUGCAGUUUCCUCAACACCUGGGCAGAAAGGGUUAACUUCAGGAACAUCCAGUGCAAAUCUGCAGUCUUCAACUUCACCAUCCCCUCGCCCUCAACAAGGACAGGUGAAGCUUACCAUGGCUCAGCUCACUCAGUUAACACAGGGCCACGGUGGCAAUCAAGGUUUGACAGUAGUAAUUCAAGGACAAGGUCAAACUACUGGGCAGUUGCAGUUGAUACCUCAAGGGGUGACUAUACUUCCAGGUCCAGGACAGCAGUUGAUGCAAGCUGCAAUGCCAAAUGGUACUGUUCAGCGGUUCCUCUUUACCCCAUUGGCAACAACAGCCACAGCAGCCAGCACCACCACCACCACCACUGUUUCCACCACAGCAGCAGGUACAGGUGAACAAAGACAGAGUAAAUUGUCACCCUCAACACAGGUGCAACAAGCCAAAUCCCUGCCACCAGCUCAGUCAUCCAGUGUGAGUCCUCCAGAGUCCCAGCCACAGACUGCUCAGCCUUCAGCUCAGCCUCAGCCCCAAACUCAGCCCCAGUCCCCAGCUCAGCCUGAAGUUCAGACUCAGCCUGAAGUUCAGACCCAAACAACUGUUGCAUCCCAUGUCCCUUUGGAAGCACAACCCACCCAAGCUCAGUCAUCCAAACCCCAAGUUGCAGUACAGUGUCAGCCUCAAAGUAUUGUCCAAGGACAGCCGCCUGCUCGCGUCCAAAGUCCACCACAGACUCGAAUACGUCCAUCAACUCCAUCCCAGGUGUCUCCUGGACAGCAAUCCCAGGUUCAGACUACAACUUCACAACCGAUUCCAAUUCAGCCACAUACAUCUCUUCAGAUACCUUCCCAGGGCCAGCCACAAUCACAACCCCAGGUACAGUCUUCACCUCAAACUCUUUCAUCGGGACAAACGUUAAGUCAAGUUACUGUUUCAUCCCCAUCCUGUCCUCAGCUACAAAUACAGCAGCCACAGCCCCAAGUCAUUGCUGUGCCUCAGCUGCAACAACAAGUCCAGGUUCUCUCUCAGAUCCAGUCGCAGGUUGUGGCUCAGAUACAGGCUCAGCAAGGUGUUGUGCCCCAGCAAAUCAAACUCCAGUUACCUAUUCAAAUUCAGCAAAGCAGCCCUGUGCAGACUCACCAGAUUCAGAAUGUGGUUACAGUGCAGGCAGCCAGUGUGCAAGAGCAGUUGCAAAGGGUUCAGCAACUCAGGGAUCAGCAGCAAAAGAAGAAACAGCAACAGAUAGAGAUUAAGCGGGAACACACCCUCCAAGCAUCUAAUCAAAGUGAAAUCAUUCAGAAACAGGUGGUGAUGAAGCAUAAUGCUGUAAUAGAACAUUUAAAACAGAAAAAGACCAUGACUCCAGCUGAAAGAGAGGAGAAUCAAAGAAUGAUUGUCUGUAACCAGGUGAUGAAGUAUAUUUUGGAUAAGAUAGAUAAGAAGAAACGGAAGCGUGAAGAGAGUGUGGAACAGAAACGUAGCAAGCAGAAUGCUACCAAGCUCUCUGCACUGCUCUUCAAACACAAAGAGCAGCUCAAAGCAGAAAUACUGAAAAAGAGAGCUCUUUUGGACAAAGACCUACAAAUUGAAGUGCAGGAAGAGCUCAAGAGAGACCUGAAAAUUAAGAAAGAAAAAGAAAUGGUGCAGGCCACUGCAGCAGCCACCACUCCCCCUGCAGCACCUCCUGCGCCGCCAGCCCCUCCGCCUUCGCCUCCACCUCCACCUCCACCUCCCCCGCAGCACUCGGGGCCCCAGGCCACAGCCACGGCCACGGCCUCGCUGUCUGCAGCUUCUCAGAAGAGGAAGCGAGAAGAGGAAAGAGACUCAAGCUCAAAGUCCAAGAAGAAGAAAAUGAUUUCUACUACCUCAAAGGAAACUAAGAAGGACACAAAGCUUUAUUGUAUCUGUAAAACGCCUUACGAUGAAUCUAAAUUUUAUAUUGGCUGUGAUCGGUGUCAGAAUUGGUACCAUGGGCGCUGUGUUGGCAUCUUGCAGAGUGAGGCAGAGCUCAUUGACGAGUAUGUCUGUCCACAGUGCCAGUCGACAGAGGAUGCCAUGACAGUGCUCACGCCACUAACAGAGAAGGAUUAUGAGGGUUUGAAGAGGGUGCUGCGUUCUUUACAGGCCCAUAAGAUGGCCUGGCCCUUCCUGGAACCAGUGGAUCCUAAUGAUGCACCAGAUUAUUAUGGUGUCAUUAAGGAGCCUAUGGACCUUGCCACCAUGGAAGAAAGAAUACAAAGACGAUAUUAUGAAAAGCUGACAGAAUUUGUGGCAGAUAUGACCAAAAUUUUUGAUAACUGUCGUUACUACAAUCCAAGUGACUCCCCUUUUUACCAGUGUGCAGAAGUUCUUGAAUCAUUCUUUGUACAGAAAUUGAAAGGAUUCAAGGCUAGCAGGUCUCAUAACAACAAGCUGCAGUCUACAGCUUCUUAAAGUUCAGCGUGUUAACCUAAACAUAAAACAGCAAGAAUCUGGUUGUCUGAACUAUUUUAAAUUAAGGAGCCAGAUGUUUUUAGUCAGGUUAUCCUGACAAGACUUGACCUAAACUUCGUUUUUAUUGGUCAUAACAGUCCAAUUUUAUUCUUGACCAAUUUUGUCCAACGGACAAGGGAAAAGCGAAGUCAACGACACCAUUAUCUUGUCAAGAUCAAAUGGUUUUACUAUUGUGGCAGAAGCGGGAAAACUUUGUUUAUUGAAAAAAAAAAGAAAAAGGAAAGCAAGAAAAAAAGAUAAUAUGGGGUCAAGUGUAACUCCAUGGAAAUGCCACGUCUGCUCUUCAGUGAAGAAGCUGGUUUAGAGUCUCACAGAAAACUUUUGACUGUAUUUAUUUAUUGUUGCAAAAAAAAAGACGCUUUUUUAUUGCUGCCCUCAUUUGUCAGCUAAUUAUUUUUUCUUAUAAAAUCCAGCCCUGGUUACAUGUAAUCCAUUCUGUAUCUUAUCAUGAUUCCUAUAGGUAAAAGUACAAGACGACCUCUAGAUGUCUUUUCUUUCUAUGAAAGGAGCUGCUAUGUACACAUGUGCACACACACACAACUGGGAAUCAACAAUGAGUUUAUUGUUCAUGGUAGAUAAAAAUUAAGCUUGCAUAAAGGUUGAGCUAAGUGGUCCUGGACUACAGACUCUGUUGCCUUGAAUAUAACAGUACAAUUUGUCAUUUACUCUACACCAGGCUAAAAUGAGUAAACUCUAUUUGAAGGUAUCUUGUUUGUAAACAUUUGUCAGAUUCUAAUUUUUUUCUUUUUGUAUUAAAAUUCAACUAUGGAUGUAUAUGAAACAAAAUAAAUGGAGAUCAUUUUUCUCCCACAGAUGGUGUCUUUGAAUGUGCGCUAAUGAUUAUCUGUAAGCCUUUAAGGGGAAAGGGUGGGCUGCAAGGUAAAUAAAAGGCAGAACCAUCCAAUCGUACCUGGGUUUGUCCAGGAUAGUAAUAGCCCUUCCUUUUAUAGUUCCCAGCCCAUUGUCAUCACAUCAGAGAAAAAUCUUCAGGGGUGUGCUAGUCCUGUUGCAUCAGUUGAUUGUACUAAUAAAAAAGGUAAUGUGACAAACACACAUUGCCUUCAUCUGCAAAUUAUCAGUCACAGACAGCUACUUAGUUGAUGAAGGGCAUUUUUUUAGAUGGCAUCCUCUGUUUUUGUUUUUGUUUUUUUUUUUUUUGGUUGGUUGGUUGAGUUGUUUGGAUUUUUUCUUUCUUUCCACAUAAGAAAAAGUAGGGUAAGCAGUAGGGUGGGGAAUGGAAGCCGUGGAGGAGGCACAUUUGCAUGUUUCUCCUUCCUGUGUUCUAACUGUACAGCUGUACCACGGCAUUGGAAUAACAGCUUCUAGACGACCUGCCAUGGUUGGCUUAUGCAGCUUUGCAAACAUUUUACUAGAUUUUGCACUAACUCAUAUUAGCUUUGUCCCACCACAUUCUGGAAUUAAUGUUUUUAAAAAGUUUCCUGUUUAAUAUCACCCUGCUAUGCAAAAUCUUUCCCAGACCUUUGUUUCUUGAAAGAAAGAGGUUGCUACAGUUCCCAGUUCUUUCUUAUUCCAGGCUCAGGUGUACAGGUUAUUCUGGGUUAAUUUUGUCUAAUGAAGCCCAUUGCUUUUUGUACAUAAAAAUGUCACUUAAACCUAUGCUUACAAACUAAAGAGACUAAUGCUCAAUAUGAAACAUGGAAAUCGUUUUUGUUAAAAUAUUAACAUGGAAGUAAUCAAAUAUAGGUUAUUUUGUCCUCUUACUUUUGAAAAAUGUUACAUAUUGUAUGCACUAUGCUGAUGCAAGAAUCCUACAUUUUAAUGAAUUAAAAAAUUAUUCUGCAUCUCAUCACAUCACAGUAUUUCUGUACUAUUUAUUCAUAUAGAGAGAGAUAUAGAUAUAUAUGGGCUUAACCAUUUAAAACUUGUUGCGGCAAGAACUUUCCUACCUGUAGGCAAUAGAUUGCUAUGUUUUUAACAGAUUGUGGUAAAUUCUAAACAGCAAUUCUUUUUGUACGUAAUAGGACAUUUCAUCCUAGAAAAAUAAAGUAAUGUUUUUGACAUUGGA
Molecule: messenger RNA, 10594 nt
Organism: Myotis lucifugus (little brown bat)
Lineage: Eukaryota; Metazoa; Chordata; Mammalia; Chiroptera; Vespertilionidae
Gene: BPTF
Product: bromodomain PHD finger transcription factor
Biological process (GO): regulation of transcription by RNA polymerase II
Cellular component (GO): NURF complex
Molecular function (GO): RNA polymerase II cis-regulatory region sequence-specific DNA binding
Source: RefSeq, a predicted model, not a curated record